Aspergillus terreus NIH2624 is the source of this 2007-nucleotide messenger RNA. RefSeq names its product CBS/PB1 domain-containing protein. Lineage: Eukaryota; Fungi; Ascomycota; Eurotiomycetes; Eurotiales; Aspergillaceae. The transcript is spliced from 4 exons. Gene Ontology annotation, molecular function: protein binding. Bases 1 to 2007 code for a protein of 668 amino acids. The record is from RefSeq and is a predicted model, not a curated record.
AUGUCGGCCACAGGGACCUACAAGGGAACGAUCAGUCACAAGACCGUCGGAAGAGGCAGACUCCCGGACUUCAACGAUAGUCCUUCCGCCUCACACAUUCCUCGCCCUCGUACCGAUCUCUCUUCCAUCUCUUCUCCAUCUCCCGCCCCUCAUACCCCGGGCAGCGACAUCGGUAGUUCCACCAUGAGUGCCGCCAGUAGCCGUCAGAGGCAGAAUCAGUCCAAGCGUGAUGAGGCCAUCCGCCGCAAAAUGGAAGCCGACCUCAACAAGAAGAGGCACAACCCUGCGAGAGCCCAUCGCUCACGCAAGGCCCCUCCCGGUACCGUCCUCGCUCUCAAGCCCAGCCAGGCCCUCCAGAUCAAGCCCAACACCACUAUCGCCGAGGCUGCCCAGUUGAUGGCCGCCAAGCGGGAGGACUGCGUUCUGGUUACCGACGACGAUGAUCGCAUUGCCGGUAUCUUCACCGCCAAGGAUCUGGCCUUCCGUGUGGUCGGCGCCGGCCAGAAGGCCCGCGAGAUCACCGUCUCGGAGAUCAUGACCAAGAACCCCCUCUGCGCCCGCACCGAUACCAGCGCUACCGAUGCCCUCGACCUGAUGGUCCGGAAGGGGUUCCGCCAUCUCCCCGUCAUGGAUGAGAACCAGGAUAUUUCCGGUGUGCUCGAUAUCACCAAGUGUUUCUACGACGCCAUGGAGAAGCUGGAGCGCGCCUACAGUUCCUCCCGCAAACUGUAUGAUGCGUUGGAGGGUGUGCAGACCGAGCUGGGUUCCAGUCAGCCGCAGCAGAUCAUCCAGUACGUCGAGGCCCUGCGGUCAAAGAUGUCUGGCCCCACUCUGGAGAGUGUCUUGGACGGCAUGCCCCCUACCACCGUGUCGGUCCGCACCUCUGUCAAGGAGGCCGCCGCCCUGAUGAAGGAGCAUCACACUACGGCGUUACUGGUGCAGGACCAGGGCUCCAUUACCGGUAUCUUCACCAGCAAGGACAUUGUUCUCCGGGUGAUUGCACCCGGUCUGGACCCGGCCACCUGCAGUGUGGUGCGCGUGAUGACUCCCCACCCCGACUUUGCUCCCACCGAUAUGAGCAUCCAGGCCGCUCUCCGCAAGAUGCAUGAUGGUCACUACCUGAACCUUCCCGUGAUGAACGAAGCGGGCGAGAUUGUCGGCAUGGUGGAUGUGUUGAAGUUGACCUAUGCCACUCUGGAGCAGAUCAACUCGAUGCAGACCCAGGACGAUGAGGGCCCUGCAUGGAACAAGUUCUGGCUGUCGAUGGACCAUGAGUCCGAUUCGAUGGUUUCGGGUAGCCACCGGCCCCAUACCCCACACCGGUCAGUCAUGAGCCCUGAGGACCCAAAGGCUGGUUAUGACGCGCGAGACAGUGUUCUCCCGAACGAGUCCGCUUCGCAUCAUGGUGGGGAUGAACAUUCGGAAUACAUUGACCACCAUCAUGGGGAGUCGGUCCCGUUCCCGUUCAAGUUCAAGGCGCCCAGUGGCCGCGUGCACCGUGUCAACGUGCUCCCUACGGCGGGCAUUGCGGAACUCGUGGCGCAGGUGACGGCCAAGUUGGGUCCGGAGUGUGAGGCCGUCGGUGGUGCGUCGGUGGUGGAAGACGGUGUGUUGAGCAACACGGGAUACGCGCUGAGCUAUCUAGACAACGAAGGCGACACCGUCUCCAUUACCACGGAUCAGGAUCUGGCGGAUGCCAUCCACGUGGCGCGACAAGCGCGUCGGGACAAGGUUGAUUUGUUUGUCCAUGAUCCCACGCACCCUCCCGUGCCAGCGCCGGUUGAGGCGCCCAAGCCGGUGGAGGAGAAGCCGGCCACCCCUGCGUCGGAGGAGACUGUUGAAGAGGUCCCUGCGGCCAAGCCUCGGGUUCAGACGUAUCCCUCGCACCACCCAGAGGAACAGUUUAUCGCAGGUGUGCCGAAUGAACUCCUGCUUCCGGGAGCGAUUGUGACGCUGGCGGCGGUGAUUGCGGGUGUGUUUGUGCUGAGCCGGGCGACCAGUCGGUAA